AUGUAUAUGUACGGAGGGUACCACCACAUAUCCAGCACCCUGAGACUGUAUGCUAGCUGCAAGGAUGGAGGCCGAGGACUAGUGAGCAUGAGAGCCACUAUCCAGGAUGAAAUAUCCAAGAUCCAUAAGUACAUUAAUUACAAGACUUCAACAGACAACAUCUCAGUGAAUGUCUUAGACUAUGACGAACAGAAGAUGAGCUCUGGAAGAGACAACAGUCUCCUCAUCUUCAUCUUCAUCCUCAUCCUCGCUGCGCGCGGCACUGCUAUCCGCACCAAACCGCUCUUGUACCUCCAAGUUGUACGCCCAAUGCGCAUGCGUGAACGGGUCCAACGGAAGAAUUUAAGAAGCAGAUACAGAAUGAAGUCAACCUGCACAGGUGAGGCAGCAGAUUUCAGCAGCAGAGAUGAUGAGAAGCGACAAGGCUUUGGUGUUCAGGAGUGGCCAGAUGGGUAAAAAUAUGAGGGCAAAUUUGUAGAGGGACUCAAACAUGGCAAAGGACGCUACACCUCAAGAAAUGGAGAGUACUAUGAGGGCUUUUUCUACAAGGACUUUAAGCAUGGGGACGCAGUGUACUGCUGGCCCACAGGUCACACGUUUACUGGUAAGUUCUACCUGAACAGGAAGGAAGGAUAUGGUCAUUUCAGCUUUCCAGGUGGAGCCGUUUUCCAGGGUUUGUAUCACAGGGACCAGAGGUUUGGUCCUGGAGUGUUCACUUAUCCAGAUAGGAGGCAGGAUGUGGGCCUCUGGCAUGGCCAGCGCCUGCUAAAGCUCUGCUCCUCUUUGGAAAUUGGCUUUAGCUUGCAACAUUUCCCAGAAUAUGCUGCCUUAAUGAAACCUCAUGUCAACGAAGCUUUGAUUCAGGCUGACAGUCAUGCAAAUGGUUUAUUGUCAGAACCACUGGAAGGCUUUCAGGUGGGCAUAGAUAAAGAUCUGCUGUUAGACGAGAGCUUCAUCCUUCCGCCUGGCAUUGAGCGAUAUUCUAUUGAUGGUGACCAUUUGCCACUUCCUCCUGGCCGCAGAAAAGAGUUAGAUCGACUCUUUCACGGAGAGCUGUGGGAGCAAGAUGCUCCUUCAUACCAAGGAUAUGAAAGGGAGCCUCUCUCUGCUCUCCCCUUACACGCCCACAUGCAGGCUCACAUACACAGACACAGAUUGCAGGCUGAAAAUAUUGGCUGGGACGUUGCAGCUGUCCUCUCUAUGAACAGGGAUAACUUUGGACCCAAAGGACCUCUGGAAGUCAGUUCAGAACAGUUGAUUCAGCACAGCUUCAGAGGGGACCUGAGGGCUGUGUCACAGAUCUUUCUGACGGACUCGGUCUGUCCGGAUGUAGCUGAUUCCCAAGGACAAACCGCACUGAUUGCUGCAACUAUAAACUGCCAUAAUGAAGUGAUCCAUCGUUUGUUGGAUAUAGGUGCUAAUAUUGACCAGCUGAACAGUGAAGGAAUGUCAGCUCUGGCUGUGUGCCAUGUCCUCUACUAUCCCUUUCAGUCUCUGCACACAACUUUGAUUCAUCCACCUACCAGAGCUCAGGUGUUGACGUUUCCACCUUGUGAGAAUAGAGCUCAAAACAACCAGGCCGACGUCACAUUGGAGACACAGGUCCUUAACAAAGAGCCUCAGGCUAAACACACGAAUAUGAUGGAUGAAAACAUAGUCAGCCAGCCCUCUAAGCUGGCAUCUGAAGAACUACCUGUGCACUUCUCACAUGGCCGCAUUGAAGAGGUCACUUCAGACCCUGAUCACCUCUGUGAGAAGGAGAGACCAGAGAAAGGAGAAGAUGAAAGCUACGAGGACAGACAAAAAGUCCACUCAGUCCAUAACUAUGACAUCGCCGUAACAGAAGGAAUGCUGCAGCACUCAGCUAAGGCACUGAGUCGACCUCAACAGUGUGGCUUGAAGGAGACAGCUUGCAAAAUGGCUGCCAUGCAAAUCGAGCGCCAUGCGCGAUUAGACACCCUGAAGCUUCUGCUGGACCGUGGAGCUGGCCCUAAUCUUUGCAGGGUCCCCAUGCCAGUUCUCUUUUUAGCCACCAUGGCGGGGGAUGCUGAAGUAAUCAGAAAACUGCUCCUCUGUGGAGCUCGCACUGAUAUUCCUUUACAAACAGAGGAGAAAGGUUUUUAUCCCCUCCAUGCUGCUGCUGCAUUGCCCGGUUCUAAAGGUCCAGAGGUCACUGAGCUCCUUCUGCAUGCUAUCACCGACCCAGACGCUCAAGCAUGUGACCAACAUGAGAUCUAUGCACCAAAUGUGAUCUCCAUGAAGGAUAACGAAGACCAGGACUCUGGAUUGAACCUGCAUCUGACAGAGGGGGGUCGAACGGCUCUGCACAUAGCCUGCCAGAGAGAGAGUGACUACUUGAAUGCCUGUAAGGUGGUGGCCCUUCUGCUCUCUCACAGAGCCAGAACAGAUCUCCUCUGGAGUGGACACUCACCUCUCUCUUUGGCUAUUUCCAGUGGCAAUGACUUGGCAGUGGAUGAGCUCUUAAAGGGAGGCGCAGAUCCUAAUUUACCUUUGGGCAACAGAGUGGGCAGUGCCCUCUGCACCCUCGCCAACUUCAGCUACCCUUUAUGUGGCAACAGAAUUAAGCUGUUAAAGAAGUUGGCCAAAGCUGGUGCUAAUGUCUCAAUGCCAAUUAGAGUGGGCAAAUGGGUGGGAACGGCUGUUGACUUUGCACACUACUCCGUCCAACAGGAUCAAUGUAGGAUUCGUGGUAUUUCAAUCUUAAACAGAGGGGAGAGGAAAUUAUUGGAUGCACGGCGCCACCUGCUUGAUCAAAUGACCAGUCUAUUUAGAAUGACUAUUCGGACGGUUUAUAAGAGUGAUGUGUCCUUAGACAGUCCAGCACACGGUUCUGAAGGAAAAUCAGAGGCAGCAAAAUCUCACAAGUAGGCAUCUACCAUCUUAUGCUUCUGGCUUUGUUCAUAUAUAUAUAACCUUUCUACCUCCAUUUCACAAACCUGUGUUUGUAUAUCUGACCUCAGGCAGCCAGUGCUUAAGUUCUGCUGUCACUGCGGUCUCUCUGCUUCUGUCAAGCUGACUGCUUGUUGCCGUUGCCUUAAGGUUUUCUUCUGCUCCAUGGCAUGGCAAGAGAAAACAUGGGUUGAAAGGCACAUGAAGAAGUGCUUUAAGAUGUCAGGUGGGAAUCAGCAGAUCUUCUCCCAACAACCAAAGCCCAGAAAAACCUAAACAGGAACAGAAAAUUAGAAGCAGAAAUUUGGUGCAAACCUAAAUGUAUAUGAAACCUGGUUUGGAGUCUUAGGUUCAGUUUGUAAAAUUUUCACUUGACUUUUUCUAUAAAUGCUGCUCAUAUCACCACAGAGUGCGUUGUGUUUAAAAACACAAAGAGGCUCCAGACCCACCACGUUUAAAUAAUAUUUAAAAUAACUUAUGAAAAAACUGAUGUUGCUUUUUUUA
Molecule: messenger RNA, 3414 nt
Organism: Cyprinodon tularosa
Lineage: Eukaryota; Metazoa; Chordata; Actinopteri; Cyprinodontiformes; Cyprinodontidae
Gene: ankmy1
Product: ankyrin repeat and MYND domain containing 1
Molecular function (GO): protein binding
Source: RefSeq, a predicted model, not a curated record